Oppia nitens is the source of this 3065-nucleotide messenger RNA. RefSeq names its product E3 ubiquitin-protein ligase TRIM71-like. Gene Ontology annotation, biological process: proteasome-mediated ubiquitin-dependent protein catabolic process; protein polyubiquitination. NCBI's taxonomy places the organism in Eukaryota, Metazoa, Arthropoda, Arachnida, Sarcoptiformes, Oppiidae. The record is from RefSeq and is a predicted model, not a curated record. The coding region runs from base 246 to 2951 and encodes 901 amino acids. The transcript is spliced from 3 exons. Gene Ontology annotation, molecular function: protein binding; ubiquitin protein ligase activity.
UUCACAAUUAAUUUAUUCAUUAUACCUCAAAAAAUAGUUUUAAAAGAUUUUUUUUUUAAAAAAACUAUUGAAGACAUCCACAGACAAGCAAUUGGUUUUUUUUUAAUGAGACCACGAUUUUCGGAGAUUAACGACUACUACUACCUCCUCUAUAUUUGAUUGACUAAUUGCUUUGGACAGUAACCCAGUACUACUACUACUACCUCAACAACAAAAAAACUACCAUAACCUCAACUACAACAAGGAUGGCCUCCAACGAUGAGACCCAUAUACUCAACUUAAUCCGCAACCUAUUGAUUGAAGAAAAAGAAAGAGAGAGACUAUCGUCGCUAAGAGGCGGCCACUCGGACGCCCUUAACCUUAUCAACAACGACCCGAACAAUAUUGUCGGAUCAAACAAUAAUUCUUCGUCGUCGGCGUCGAUGAUGAUGAUGAACAACAAUUCAUUGCCACCGUUGUCCACGCUAUCCGAUUUGGUGGUUGUGGCCAACAACAACAACUUGAACAACAGUUCACAUUAUACUAAUGCUGUUCCCACUGCCACCUAUACUACCCAUACCAACAACCAUUAUAACAGUACUACCGACCAAAUCACUGGUGGUGGUGGUAAUCAUCAUCAUCAGCAGCAGCAUCACCAUCAGCUACUCACCAAUACUGGUCUAUCCGGUUACGGCUUAAGCCGGCCGACACCAUCAUCAUCAUCAGCAGCAAACAAUCUAAGCUUUCUGAACAUUACGACACCGUUUGACUAUCACGGACUGUCCGGUUCGUCGUCCGGCAAUAAUCACUCGACUAUUGGCGACUUACUAGGUUUGGGCACCGGUAUCGGCGGCUGUAAUCUGACCAACGGUUCUCGUAAUGGCAAUUGUAUGCCACCGCUGGUCUCGCCGUUGGCCCACUCGUCGCGCCAUUCGUCCGCCGCUGACGAUUCGUCCGAUGUUAGCCACCAAUUGCUGGCCAGUAUAGCCAACAGCUAUCCGCCAAUGGUGUCGACACCAUCGUCGUCGUCGAUGUCCAAUAUGUUGAAUUCGCCGUUUCUGUUGGACACUAUAUCGUGUACGGCUGGUGCGGGUGGACCGGUAGCCGCACACACAGCGGCGUCGAUGCAUUCAUCGUCUUCGUCAUCGUCGUCCACGUCGUCGACACUGAUGUCGCGUUUUGAAUCUCAAAUCCGGACCAUUGCUAACGACAUCCAGACAACCAUACAGUUGCAUCUGAACGGUCUUCAGAUGCGCAAAGAACAACUGCUGAAACAGUUGGAACACAUCAAACAAACCUACGCUACCGUACUGUCCAUUGCGGCCGCCACUCAAUCGUCGUCGGCGGACAGCCUGGAUAUGGCCAAUCUGGGACUGGCGUUGCCACAGAUUACGUUCACCCGACCUGAUAGUGCACUGUAUAAGGCAGUCACUACUUUGGGCUUUCUGACGACACCCGCGCUGGCCGUCAAUUGUAACGCUACCGGUGACGGUGUUGAGGCGGCCAUCGAGGGCGAGGCUACCUGUUUUACAAUAACCACUCGUAACUGUUUUAACGAGGAACUCCUAAUUGGUGGCGAGCACUUGGACGUUGAGAUACUGGUGACUGAUCCCACCACCAGCAACACAACCACCAAUAAUAAUAGUAUGUCCUCAUCGUCGUCGUCGUCGUCAAACACGAUAACUAUACCCCAUUCGCUGUUAGACCACAAUAACGGCAAAUAUACCGUAACCUAUACAAUACCGCGCGGCGUCGGCGGUCUAAAGCUAGGUCAAGUGCAUAUAUCCGUUGCGGUCAACGGUCUACCAAUAUCGGGUGCACCGUUUAUCGUAGGCAUCGAAUCCAAACGGGUACGCAACGCCUGGAAACGUAUCGCAACGUUCGGUUCGGAGGGUUCACAAAUGGGACAGUUUUGCCGGCCGUGGGGUGUGGCCAUUGUACGGUUGCCCAACAAAGACGGUUGCCUAAACAAUUUAGAUCAUCAACUCGGCGGCGGCCGACGAUCCAGUCAAUCGUCAUCAUCGGUAAAAGAGUAUCUGAUAGCAGUGGCCGAUCGUAGCAAUAAUCGUAUCCAACUGCUCAAACUUACACUAACGUCCAACGGUAACGGUGGCAAUAGCAAUGGCAAUACCAAUGGCGGCGGUGGCGGCAAUGGUCAAAGUGGUGGCAAUAAUAGCUUUAAUAACUAUUCGAUGAAUUCGGGUAGCAGUAGUGGCGGCGGCGGCGGUGGCAAUACUAAUAACGGCGGCAACGAAGAGUCGGUAUCGAUGUCCGUACUGCACGUAUUCGGUUCGGGACCGGGCAAUCGUCAGGGCCAGUUCGAUAGGCCGGCCGGCAUAGCAAUCAAUGUUAAUUUGGGUCAUAUUAUUGUUGCCGACAAAGACAACCAUCGGGUACAGGUAUUCGACAUAUCCGGUACCUAUUUGUUUAAGUUUGGCGAAAAAGGUUCCCGUCCGGGUCAAUUUUGUUAUCCAUGGGAUAUUGAUUCGUGUCCGCAAACCUCGCAAAUACUCGUAUCGGAUACACGUAACCGUCGAGUACAACUGUUUACACCCUAUGGCCAAUACCUGUGGCAUUGCGGCCAGCCAUUGGACAGUCCGCGGGGCGUAUCGUUCAUCUCAAGCGACAAGUUUGUCAUUUCCGAUUUCAACAAACACCGACUGCUAAUCAUCGACAAGAAUGUGAUCAACUCCAAGGAAGACGUCGCUCCCAAGUAUAUCGGUUUCGGCGAAGGUUCGGCUUGGGGCGAGUUUCUGAGGCCACAGGGUGUGGUCAGUUCGGGCGCAACGGCCAUCUACUGUGCCGACAGCCGAAACAAUCGUAUAUCCAUAUGGAAUUCGGCUACGCAAAGUUUUGACUACCUGGGCGAAGAUAUACUGGCAUUGGAUCGGCCGUCGGGUUUGGCCGUUGCCGACAAUUUGCUAGUUGUUGUCGAUUUCGGCAAUAAUCGCAUUCAAAUUUGUCAGCGAUAAAGUGAUUCAAAUUGUUUGAUUGAUACAUACGGUAAUUGUGUUUUAUCCGUCAAAAAUAAUUUCAAAUCAAAUCAAAAAUAAUAAUAAUAUUAUUAUUAUUAUUAUGUGUUAUUA